AUGUUCAAAGCAGUGAGAAGAAAUGCAUCAGGAAUCCUGGCCAUCACUGUUGUUCCUUUUGGCUUCAUGUCAGGAAAUGGCACAUUACUGCAAUUUGUCUGGCUCUCUAUUACUACUAAUGCAGAUAAAGAACUAAGAAUGCUGGAACUAAGUUUAGCUGUGGACAAGGAAAUCAAAGGUCAAAAAAGGGAUCUGCGCAAACAGGUAGCUCCAUUAUUGAAGAGUUUCCAAGGGGAGAUUGAUGCAUUAGGUAAAAGAAGCAAAGAAGCAGAGGCAGCCUUCUUAAAUGUCUAUAAGAGAUUAAUUGAUGUUCCAGAUCCAGUUCCAGCUCUGGAUCUAGGACAGCAGCUUCAGCUGAAAGUCCAGCGAAUGCAUGAUAUUGAAACAGAGAACCAGAAACUUAGGGAAACUCUAGAGGAAUACAACAAGGAAUUUGCUGAAGUGAAAAAUCAAGAGGUUACAAUAAAAGCACUUAAAGAGAAAAUCAGAGAAUAUGAACAGACCCUGAAGAACCAAGCAGAGAAUAUAGCUCUUGAAAAAGAACAAAAAUUACAAAAUGACUUUGCAGAGAAGGAGAGAAAGUUGCAAGAAACACAGAUGUCGACAACCUCGAAGCUGGAGGAGGCCGAACACAAAGUUCAAGCUUUACAAACAGCCUUGGAAAAAACUCGGACAGAAUUAUUUGACCUUAAAACAAAAUAUGAUGAAGAAACUACUGCAAAGUAAGAUUUCACUAUAUUCUUCUUACGUAUCUUC
Chelonoidis abingdonii (Abingdon island giant tortoise) is the source of this 756-nucleotide messenger RNA. The record is from RefSeq and is a predicted model, not a curated record. NCBI's taxonomy places the organism in Eukaryota, Metazoa, Chordata, Testudines, Testudinidae.